AUGGUGUCUGCAGCAAAAAUCAUAUAUCUUGUUGCCAUAGUCACAGCUGUUGUAUGUGCUGUCAUAGCAUUAGCAAUAAGUCCAUUUAUGAAAAAUGAUGGUUUGGUGACUACUUCACAGAAAGUCAAUUUAUCAUUUAUAAUCAUUGGUACUGUGCUUUUAAUUGUAGCGGCAAUACUUGUAAUCAUUACAUUUAUUAAAUAUGACACUAUGGUGUUUAUGAUUGUUAUAAUUGUAUUAUUGGGAUUAGCAAUUUUAUGCUUUAUCAUUGCACUUGUUGUGAUUGACAUGAAUCCGAGAUAUUUAGGUUGGUUGUUAGCAGCUUUAUGGGUAACAUUUUUAUGCUUAUUAAUCGCUAUAAUAAUAUGGAUUACAAAUACCGAUUAA
Schistosoma rodhaini is the source of this 387-nucleotide messenger RNA. Lineage: Eukaryota; Metazoa; Platyhelminthes; Trematoda; Strigeidida; Schistosomatidae. The record is from the annotation of a GenBank genome assembly.